This is a messenger RNA of Gigantopelta aegis, 2966 nucleotides long. RefSeq names its product nitrilase and fragile histidine triad fusion protein NitFhit-like. Gene Ontology annotation, molecular function: hydrolase activity, acting on carbon-nitrogen (but not peptide) bonds, in linear amides. The coding region runs from base 133 to 1560 and encodes 475 amino acids. The record is from RefSeq and is a predicted model, not a curated record. NCBI's taxonomy places the organism in Eukaryota, Metazoa, Mollusca, Gastropoda, Neomphalida, Peltospiridae. The transcript has 11 exons.
UCGGACCAACCAUCUGGUGACGCUGAGGACGAAAGCAGUACCGCUACAUUAUAAGUGCACUGGUUUUGAAAAGAGUUGCUUAUGUGUGCUUUAUUUUGAUGCUCAAUUGUAUCAGGGCGUCUAAAAUUGUCGAUGAUAGCUGUCGCUUUUGGUUUUGUCACCAGAAAAGUAACAGCUGUAGCUGUUGGGCGAUGUGUACAUCAGACAAGAAACAUGACAACAUCACUGAAAGUGAACCCAGUCGUCGCUGUCUGUCAGAUGACAAGUACGAGUGACAAGACGACAAACUUCCAGACUUGUCUCAGUCUCAUACAGAGGGCCAGACAAAAAGGUGCCACGUUGGUGUGUUUACCUGAAGCAUGUGAUUACAUAGCAGAAUCCAAAGAGUUGUCUGUUAAGAUGUCGGAACCACUAGAUGGCAGCACUGUGUCUAAGUUCAAGCAAGCCGCCAUUGACAACGGAGUGUGGCUGUCUGUUGGCGGGUACCACCAGAAGGUAUCUGACACGGCAAACCGAGUAUCAAACACUCAUCUGCUGAUCAGCAGUGACGGUCAAAUCAAAGCCACGUACAACAAGAGCCAUCUCUUUGACCUUGACAUUGCUGGAAAAGUGAGACUGUGUGAAAGUGACUACACUGUUCCCGGAAAGGCAAUAACACCGCCCGUAGAGACACCAGUCGGAAACAUCGGACUCGAGACUUGUUAUGACUUGAGGUUUCCGGAGAUGUCGAUAGCACUGGCACAGCAGGGAGCUCACAUCCUGGCAUUUCCGUCGGCAUUUACACAAACCACUGGCAUGGCCCACUGGGAGGUGUUAUUGAGGAGUCGAGCGAUUGAGACUCAGUGCUAUGUGUUGGCUGCAGCACAGACCGGGAAACACAACACCAAACGAUCAUCAUACGGACACGCUAUGAUAGUUGACCCGUGGGGAUGUGUGAUUGCUCAGUGUAAAGAAGGGGUUGAUGUGUGUACUGCGGAGAUUGAUCUCGAGUACUUGGAGAAGAUUCGUCAGGACAUGCCCGUCUGGCAGCACCGGCGACACGACCUGUACGGACGUAUAGUCACCACAUCCACAGUUCUGUGUGUUUCAGGAGAUGUAGACAGUACAGAGAUCUACCAGUUCGGUCAGUACCCUGUCAAGUCAGCGAGCGUCUUCUACAGGUCGGCCUUGUCCUAUGCAUUCGUCAACAUCAAACCAGUCGUACCAGGACAUGUGCUGGUUGCGUCUGUGCGGCAUGCAGAGAGAUUCUCUGACCUGACGACGGCCGAGGUUUCUGAUCUCUUCUGUGUGGUUCAGAAGGUGUCGGCGGCCGUGGAGAGACAGAACGGAGCGACAUCUGUCACGAUCGCCGUACAGGAUGGGGCCGAGGCCGGGCAAACUGUUCAGCAUGUUCAUGUGCACGUUUUACCAAGGAAAGCAGGAGACUUUGAGGAGAAUGACGACAUCUAUAAUGAGCUCCAAAAACAUGACUCUGAGAUCGACCUGGAAUCACGUAGGAAUUUACGUACAGAAGAAUCAAUGCAGUCUGAGGCAAAGGAACUCCGACAACACUUCAGCUAACAGAAAAUAUUCCAGUAGAGCUUGUAGUUAAUGCACUGAGUAUUAAUAGUUGAUUAGCUUUAUGUUUUGCCUGUAAUAAUAUAUUGGAUUUUUUUUACUGUAAAAAUUACUUAAAAAUUGUUCAGUUGUUUUUAUACGCCCAUCUGUGAUGGGUCGUAUUAUGGAAUUUUACACUUUAGUAUGUAGUCAUUAAUGGUAUUUCAGAAAAAGAAAACAACUUUAUUAUAAUCCUAUAAUCAGAACUAUUCUUUAAAAAAUUAAUAUACUGUGGAGGAUGUAGAAAACGCUAAACACAAACCCAUUAAUAUAUUGUAGAGGAUGUAGAAAACACGAAACACAAACCCAUUAAUAUAUUGUGGAGGAUGUAGAAAACACUAAAAAACACGAAACACAAACCCAUUAAUAUAUUGUGGAGGAUGUAGAAAACACAAACCCAUUAAUAUAUUAUGGAGGAUGUAGAAAACACGAAACACAAACCCAUUAAUAUAUUGUGGAGGAUGUAGAAAACACAAACCCAUUAAUAUAUUGUGGAGGAUGUAGAAAACACAAACCCAUUAAUAUAUUAUGGAGGAUGUAGAAAACAAGAAACACAAACCCAUUAAUAUAUUGUGGAGGAUGUAGAAAACACAAACCCAUUAAUAUAUUAUGGAGGAUGUAGAAAACACGAAACCCAUUAAUAUAUUGUGGAGGAUGUAGAAAACACGAAACAAACCCAUUAAUAUAUUGUGAAGGAUGUAGAAAACACGAAACACAAACCCAUUAAUAUAUUGUGGAGGAUGUAGAAAACACUAAAAAACACGAAACACAAACCCAUUAAUAUAUUGUGUGGAGGAUGUAGAAAACACAAACCCAUUAAUAUAUUGUGGAGGAUGUAGAAAACACAAACCCAUUAAUAUGUUAUGGAGGAUGUAGAAAACACGAAACACAAACCCAAUAAUAUAUUGUGGAGUACAAACAAGAAACACAAGCAUGUAUAGUAUUGUGUAUAAAUGUAUUAUAUACUGAAUGUAUAACUACUUUAUAGCAAAUCACUCAUGGUGAAUCACCGUGUUAUUCCACACAAGAAAACAGUUCACUUGUAAUCAUCACUGUUCAUAGAGUCCACUAGUUCAUGGUGUGCUGGAUUCACUGGGUGUGUAUUAACAGUUUGUAUACGAUGGCCAGAUAGCCACUAUGGUGUUACUCACAGUGUUUGAAGGCAAACAUAUUAAUACAUACUUUACAUAAUACUGCAUUGUAAAUAGUAACAUGACAUCAUAGUGAAAUUAUUGGUGCAAAUCUCAAAAUGUAACAGCCUGGAUUUAGAUCCGUCUUUGUUGCCUUAGUUGACCAUUUUUAUUUCUUACACUAUCUUGUUAAAGUAUUGGUUGUGUUAGAUGUUUUUAUGAAUAAAUAGAUCAGUAUCA